This is a messenger RNA of Myxocyprinus asiaticus (Chinese sucker), 1326 nucleotides long. Its product is annotated as NFU1 iron-sulfur cluster scaffold homolog, mitochondrial-like. The transcript is spliced from 5 exons. Bases 766 to 1245 code for a protein of 159 amino acids. The record is from RefSeq and is a predicted model, not a curated record. Gene Ontology annotation, cellular component: mitochondrion. Lineage: Eukaryota; Metazoa; Chordata; Actinopteri; Cypriniformes; Catostomidae.
UAUUGCGCUUCAUUCGGCCACAGUUGAACAUAUUACAUCUUUCACAACAUUCAAAAACCAAGACGCGUAUUCGUAGAUAAUAUAAUGUCAUAAGACUACUGUCCUGUGCUUUGAAAGUGAACAUCUAUUAACCUGGUCUAGUUGGCUGGCUCAUUCAGUUCCAGAUAGGCAAAUCUUGUCCACUUUAAACUUCUUAGAGAGAUCGGGAGUCAGCAAGCUUAUUUAGCUGAGACAUUAUAUGUUAAUAACAGUAUCUGUAAAUGCAUCUGGAUCGUUCACUCAAACCUGCUACCUUUUAAAAGGGCGUGGAUCUCUUCUUUAAAAACAUGAUUAAUAAGCUUUAGUUGAUAAGGUGUGCGUUUUAUAUGACAGUGCAUUUCUAAAAGCAUUUUUAUUAAUCAUAUACAUCAUGCGUUGUAACCAUAGUUUUUAAUUACUACAACAAACUGGUUAAUUGCUAUUAGCUACAACUGUCAUAAAAAAAUAAAUUAAAUCGACAAAUGUUCUAAAAGCUCAUAUUGUUUAAUGAGAACCCAGUUUAAUGUAUUAUGAUUUACCAUUAUUUACAGUAACUGUAGUAUCUGUGGAAACUCAGCUUAUUUUUUAUUUUUUUGUGUGUGUGUGCAAGUUUUAGUAGUUGGAGGUGAAAAUACUGUCUUUGUUAUUUUCAUUUGAUGGAACACCUCUAGAAACAUACUUUUUCAGUACACUGUAUUAGAGGAUAGUAAUCAGCUACUGUAUACUCACCCCUUAGAUUGGCAGUAAAUGAGAAAUCGGUGCUAUUCACCGUGGGCUGCCCAAAACCCCAGAAAACAGUCUCAACAGUGUGAGAACAAAGCAUUCUCAGUGCGAACACGAAUCUUAACUCAAGACACACCAAAUCCAAGAAGUUUAAAAUUCCUUCCUGGUAAGCCUGUAUUAGGCACAGGGACUCGAGAUUUCCCAUUGCCAGACUCAGCAGAAAGUUACCCUUUAGCCAGAGAUCUUUUCCAAAUCGAAUGUGUGAAAAGUGUCUUUUAUGAGCCAGAUUUUAUCACACUGACUAAGACGGACAAUGACGUUGAGUGGACAGACAUUAAGCGGCAUGCGAUUGAGGUCAUCACUAAAUUUUUGGACAGUGGAGAACCCAUUACAACCAGAGUGACGCAUGCUGAGAGAAGUGUCACAGAGGAUGACGAUGACAUAGUUUCCAUGAUAAAGGAGCUUUUAGACACCCAGAUCAGGUCAUACCGGUCAGACUCAUAGCAUGAGACCUUUCUCUGCUGUCACCACAUUUCAAAGUGUUGUAAAUGUGUUAUAAAUACAGUGAGACACUCCAUAAGGAAG